CCAACGUCGCGUCCCUCGGGGAAGGGAUGCAAUCGUGUACGAUCUGUCAUCGCCCUUAGUUGAUUAGUUCUCGAUUCGAGUAUCAACCCGAUUGGAGAAUCGGGGAAAUUUCACAGGAAUUCCAAGAGAACAAACACAGUUGUUACUCAGGACAGAGUUAGAGUGUGCAAGUGAGUGCAACACGAAAAGCGCUCAGAAGCGCCGCGAAUGCCAGGACGCUUGACAACACUCACUAUCAGCAGUGUGUGUCGCAGCCUAUAAUGGCAUUGUAUCAUCGUGUGGGUGAAUAUUCACGCCGCGUCUGUGUGUCCCGUGUGACGCGAGUGUGAGCGCACACAAAGGUGCGCGUCCAAACGUUCGCUCGUCGAAACAAAUCACUCAAAUUGGUGUGUACUGUUGAUUUUUUUUCUCCAUUUCUUUUCUUUCUCUCUUCCCCCUUUCCCCACCCUCCCCCUAUGCUCUAUGCUCGUCGCGAAACGCACGACGGAGAUAGAUACGCGCACUUAGGCGAGAAUUGGCGCGCUCGGUACUUUUCGGCGCACGUUCCGAACGCACCCGAUCGUCUCUCGCGCAGUGCGAGACAACAGUUGUAACCAGCCUCGCCGUUCCUCUCGGGGCGAGGAGUUUGUGAGUUGCGCGAUUCGCGAGGUCGGUGUAGAAAAAAAAGGCCAAAAUAGCCGAGCGCGGGGGGAUCUGCUCUCCCGUGUAUGCCAAAAUAUCGGUUCUGUCCGUGCGUGGCGAGGACGCGAACGACGUCGUCGGGUUUGCUCGUACCAGGCGAGUGGGCGACACAACCGCCGAGCGAGAGAGCGAGAGAGAGACAACGCCGGUCGAGCCUUAAAUAUCGAUUUUGGACGAGCCGCGGUACUCUCUCCGUCCGUCCUCCACGACGGAAUCCGUUCCGCCACCUAUGUGGUCUGGAAGAGUACACAAGCGACGUGCACGCGACGACAACAGACUUUUGACAGUCUGCCGUCUCGGCGUACAACAUCCUUGGUUACUCGUUCGCAUCGUCUUGCUAACCAACGCGAACCAGCCAGACGACGACGUGCGCGCGACGACGACGACUCGCGCUCUCAUGGAUGUGUGACGCGUUAAAAAUGUCGAUCGCUCACGACGACAGCCACGUGUGUUUGGUGUAUUCUUUUUAGUGGAAGCGAGAGAUCUCACGCGAGAAAACGCGAGACAAAAAAAAAACACAUUCUCACGCGUCUCGAUCGAAAAAAAGAAACGCUUAAUGUCGUUCGUGAAAAAGCGCGCGGCGAGAGUCAUUACUCAUCGAGGGAGGAGAAAAUUUCAGACGGACGACGACGAGGAGUAGGAGGAAGACCAAGGAUGUCAUGGCGCGCCUUAGCCGAUUGAUAAGUUGACGGAUAGCGAAAUUGAUAAAUUGGUAAACGGAGAGAAAAAGAGAAACGAUACUUCUUUUUUCAAGAAGGAAGAAAGAGAAAGGUGGGGAAUACGUCGCGCGACAGGUGGAAUUUGCGAAAAAAAAAAAAUUCGUAACGAAACAACAUCGGAUUCCCGCGAUUUGCGACGAUGAUCGCGAACUCGUCUCACCGCAUUUGCCAUUAUGUAAACAUGCUCGGUCAAGCCUCAUCGAAGAGACACGGUUUUUAAAUCUAUCCUCCUGUGUGUGUGAGAGAGAGAGAGAGAAAGAGCGAGUGUCAACAAAACGGGAAAAAGGAAGGAGAAAAAAGAGGAGGAAGCGGUGAAGAGACAAGAUUGUUGCUGCGCUCGGGUAAAGGAAAAGCCGCCAGCAGCGACGAGCUGCUGCCUCGCAUCGGAAAGAUGGUUUCGCGAUAUGGCGUCCAGAAGGAGAGCGCGGUGGGUGUCGCCGUCGGUGCCUUAGGACCGAUGCAUUGUCUGCUGCCACACUGUGGCGGUCCUCAUGGUCAUCACCAUCUUCAGGCGUCGCAUCCUCAGAAUCCACAGCCGGGCCAUCCCGUUCAUCCACCGCCACCGCCAUCGCCGUCUCCCCACUUAAAUCUGACGCAUCCUCAGCUUACCGUGAAUAUCGGCCACCUUGGCCACCAUCAUCACCAUCAGCAGCAACAACAGCAGCAGCAGCAGCAACAGCAGCAGCAACAACAGCAGCAGCAGCAGCAACAACAACAUCAAUUACCUCCGCAAUAUCGAGUCACUACGAAUCGGUCUGAUUUCCAUGGAAGUUACAGUGCCCAACCGGGUGGUCAGGUGGGUGGCAGUGGGAAUGUAGGAGUACCAACGGGUAGAGGGCCGCCACCGCUUGGCGGUAUACAGACUUUAGGACAGUCGGCGGCGGGUAUACCGCCAGGAGGUCCUGGCCAACCAAAUCAAGCAUCUACUCCGGGAGUGCAAAAUCAAGGCCAACCUACUCCAACCACUACACCACCUGUAGUGCCGCCAUCUCAAGAUAUGGGUAAACAAGGACAUUUACCGACCCAACCGCCAUCUCUGCAGCAGGUUUACGUGCCUGCACAAAACAGGCCGGCCUCUCAAGGCUAUUACCAAGCAGGUCCUAGACCUCAACAGCCACGAAAUAUUACCCAUAGAGGUCAGGCUAGCGGCACACCGGUGGUCGGGAUGGCUGGAGUAGCUGGUGGCGGAGGACAACCGUCAGCGAUAUACUCGCAUCCUGCUUUGCCUGUACAAAGUGCGAUGUUCCUGGGGCAAAAUCAAUCAAUACACGGACUCCAUUCCCACCAACAGAAUAUUUAUAACCACCAGAUACCGAUUCAGUAUUCUGGGCCCCGACAUCAGCCUCAUCAGAACCAGUCGUUUUUCCAGUAUCCAACACAGAUAAUGCCUAGUAUGUUUAGUAGUUACAGUCAUGCCCCAGCUCCAUCUCACAACUGUAAGUUCUAUUCGAGUUUCGCGACAUUCUGGAUGUCAAAUCAACCCGAUGAUAAUCUUGAAAUUGACUUGGUUUUAGAUUAUUUUGCCAACUCGAUGAGUCUUACGAGGGGUAAUACAAGUGCCGUUAGCGGUGGAACGCAACAUGUAGCAGGACCGCUAGCAGGUACUCAAGGUGCUCCAGUUGUACCACAGGGUGCACUGCAACAGACGCAACCAGCGGCCCAGCCCCUUCCACCAAUGGGCAUUCCAUUGUCACAAACUGAUGUCUAUUCACAUAAUAGUAGUGCAUCAAAUAUAAGAUCCAGAAAACGAGGUCAAAAUGCGAUUAUGGAUAUCGUAGAUCCUCUAACUGGAAAGAAUAUUAGUGAUGAAAUUUAUGAGAGUGUUCAGAGUGGUGAAUCUAGUAAUCGUCAAACACCACAGUCUCAGAAUAAUGGUGCGGAAGUAAUAGCUGAUUUCGCGGCUCGUGUCGCGAAAGCCGCGACUGAGGAAUCUGAUACAAGCGCAAAUGAAACAGCGCCCAGUGCACAGGCGUUACAAAACACUUCUGUUAAUCAAUGUAAUGCCAGUCCGCCCAUGCUAAAUACGCAAAAAAAUAUAGCUGGCGCUGGCGCUGGCAGUAUUGUAUCUACGAUAAAUAAUCAAUUGUUAGAUACUAAUAGUAUGUCUCAAAUCGACUCGGGCGCGACUAAAGCCGAGUCGAAGGCGUUGCAACUCCCAGCGAAGGAGUUCCAACCCAGAAGUGAAGCAAAAAACGUGACGAUUGAGGAAUCGUCGCCUGUCGUCGUACCGUCGGUGGUAUCCGUUGCAAAUAAAGAUAAUGUUUCCGUGCAGUUCACCGUUUCGUCUACCACUACCACCACCACCACCACCACUACUACUAUUACCGAAUCAACGUCAGUUGCAUCUACGGUGAAUGCUGCAGCAGAACCCGAGACUGUUGCCGUUGUAAGUGGAACCGGAAACGGACCUGUACCUGAAGCUAAAAGUGUAAACAACACUUCGGCCGUUUUACAAACGCCGCCGGUCGCGAUGUACUGGACUAGUCUUCCUCAGGAGACUCCGAAACCGUCCGUUACUUCUUCAACAGUUUCUCAUCCCGUUCCUACGAAGGAACCGUUUCCCAACUUGGCAGCCAAGACGUCGAGUUCACCGCCGAGGAGAAAACAAAAUGUAACCGAACCGCCUUCGAGUAAGGACUCGAAGGAACAACGUAAAACACGUGAGAAGAGUCUCGGUUCUAGAGGCGCUACUCCGACUCCUGAUCAUCAUCAGAAGACGAACGGCGACGCGACCAGCGAUAAAACGGAAGGGGAAGCGCUUCCCAGAAAUUCAGACAUUCAGCAAAAACCAUCUGAGGGCAAAAAUAGCAACAGCAUGCAGAAACAAAAAAGUAAGAACAAAUUGAAACCACGCGAUCUCAAUCGCAAGGGUGCCGAGAAGGAAGGCACCGAUAUGGACGCUUAUGUAAAUCCGGCGUCGAAGACCGCGGUGGAGCCCAAGCAAGACAGCAAGGAGCAACACGUUCUUGCUCCGAAGGACACCAACAAGGAGCUGACCAGAGACGCGACCACCAAGGAAUUAAAGGAAAAGGACAACCAUGAGUCAAAGAAGGAAAAGGAGAUCCUUCUUGCAAAAAGCGAGAACAAACACGCACCAGCCGAGGUGCCGAAGGAAAGCGCGCCAGUUUUACACGCCGCUGAUAAGCCUCCAGUUAACAAGGAAGCGUUGAAGGAAUUACCGAAAAUAGAGGAUAAUAUAAAAUCGACGAACAUAUGCAACGCGCAUCCUCCAGUUCCUAAUGACGUCGUCGAUCAUGCAAAAGUCAAGGAGGAUAUUAACUUGGAGGCGCUGGUCGCGCAGAAAAAUGAAGAAAAUUACAAGGUCUCGGCGCUCCACACAUCCAACGACGACAACAAGCCGGCGACAAUAACAUCGUCGACGGUGGUUGACGAGAAAAAGCAAGAAGUCGAGACUCCUAGCAGCAGUAGUAACGCGUCCAUGGAAAUGACGCCUAGGCAGCCUCAAUUAAAAUACAUCUACAAAGAGGAUCAAUGGAGUCCCAUAAACACCAGUGGGAAAAAAAUUUACGACAGGGACUUCCUGAUGAAAUUGCAGUUUGAUCCCAACAGCAAGCUGAAGCCGCCUAAUUUGCCGAAUCUCCAAGCUGUUCUGAAGGACAGUCUACAGAAUACACACGGCAGUUCCAUGGAUUUGAGAGCGUUCAAAGAAACAAAUCUGACUAGACAUGACGCAUUGCUGCCCGGCUUUGCCAAAACUGCGAUAAGUGUUCGGCCGCGCACGACAGGUCGAGGAAGCGAAAAAGGAAAAGUCAAACCAAACAAGCCAAAUGUCAUUCACAUGUCGUUGUCUCUCAGAGAAGAUGUAAAACUUAGAGAGACGGAAAAUGCAUGGAAGCCUUCCAGACUAAAACAAAUUAGUCUGACCGAAGAGGAGGCAAAAUCAGAAGCCCUUUAUAAGCGCGUUCGCAGUGUUCUCAAUAAAUUGACUCCUCAGAAAUUCCAGACACUCAUAGAACAGGUGAAAAGUUUGCCUAUUGAUACGCAAGAACGGCUGCAAGGUGUCAUCAAUCUGGUGUUUGAGAAAGCGGUUGAUGAACCGAGCUUCUCUGUUGAAUACGCCCUUAUGUGCAAAGAACUUGCGAUGAUGGAAGUCGCGGGACCCGAUAAUCAAGACAGCUCGAUCAGCUUUAAGAAGCUUAUCAUAACGCGCUGCCAAAAAGAAUUUGAAAAGAACCCGAUUGACGACGUAGCAAGAAAUAAAAGAUUAAAAGAAAUAGAAGAAUGCACUGACCCCGAAAAGAAAAAGGAAUUGCAGCUGGCACUCGAAGAGGAGGAGCGUCGGAUACGAGUUAAGUCUGUAGGAAAUAUCAGAUUUAUUGGAGAACUGUAUAAACAACAAAUUUUAACUACAAAAAUUAUGCACCGGUGUAUACGUCAUUUAUUAGAUCAAAAUGAUGAGGACAACUUGGAAUGUCUGUGCAAAUUGUUAACGACAAUUGGAAAAGACUUGGACUGCAAAGGAAGCGCCGAGGACAUGCAGGAAUAUUUCAGUAGAAUGCAAGAUAUCGUUGCUCGGAAAGGUCAUAGUAAAAUUAGCUCGAGGAUUAGAUUUAUGCUUCAAGAUGUCAUAGAACUGCGAGCAAGCAGAUGGAUCCCUCGAAGAAAUGAGGGCAAUCCUAAGACAAUUGAUCAGAUUCAGAAAGAAGCUGAAUCGGAAAGACUCGACAUGCAAGUCAACAGUGCUCCGUUGAGCACUCCGCGAAAAGAUGACCGUAAUAAUGAUAGGAAACGAAAUCGAUUAGGCGGUCCUACUGACGAUGGUUGGAGUCAACCAGUAGGAAGAGUUCGUCCAACGACAUAUUCAGUUGAAACAGCUAAACUAAAGAAUAAACCACCACCAAUGGACGAUAUGCAACUUGGCAACAGAGCAUCUUACUUGUGGAGGGCUACCACCCCGUCCAGUAGUUCUAAUAAGACAAUAAGUUCUAAUAAAUUCGCAUGUUUAGAAAAUAUGUCUAACCUGGACCAAGAUAAAAGGAUGCCGCCUCUCCCACUUUCUGGAUCAAGAUCAACGGGUCCGAGAGAAUGUGGUCGUGACUACAAGUCUUACGAUGGUAGAGGUUCUCGUAAUGGUACUCAUCAGUUGGGAGCAUCGAGUAGAGAAAGUCAUUCAUUAUUGGACAGUUCCCAAAGUCGAAACGUGUCGAUGCCUCCGCCUGUGAUGAAGUCUGUCUCGCAGUCUGGUGCAAUUAGUCACAAGUCACCAAUGACAGAUCAAGAGUUCACGAAAGCGUACAACUCGAUACUAAAACAUUAUCUUGAGGAGCCUAUUGUUGAGAAUACUGGAUUGGAGAUUCAACAGAAGUUCGAUAAUGCGACUUUCGGCAAGUUCACUCGAGAAUGUAUUAAUCACGUUCUCGAAAAAAUGCCUACUGAGCGAGAACUGGUCUCAAAACUUCUGUCUCACUUGCUUAGACGAAAUAUUCUACCUCUGCAAUGUUUCAAGAGCGGGUUAGACGAAGUGCUAGAAAUAGUAGACGAUUUGGUGAUUGAUAUACCGAAAAUUUGGACGUAUCUAGCAGAAAUCCUGUCACAUCCGAUAGAAGACGGAGCUGUCCCAUUGUCCGAAAUGAAGAGUAUACUUCUAAAUUUAAGAAGUCAGGGCUUUGUAGGCAAAUUCAUUGGUGAACUUUUAACGAAAGUAUCCCGUGAUAAAGGACCUAAAUGGGUUGCCGAUAAAUGGGACCAAAGUGGACUGCUCUUGAAUAAUUUAAUAGACACAGAACUCGAAAAUGCCGAUAAAAUUAUCAAGGAAUAUAAUCUCGAGUUCCUAACUGGUGACUAUAACAGUGCCAAAGUCUUCGCGAGCGAAGAACUCCCAUUAGAGAAGAUUCAAGAACAUUUGACGAAGCUUAUGAAGGAGAGUGCUUCUUUCGACGAGAUUUGUAGUUGGAUAGAACUAAAAGUUGGUGAAAGGAACNAAGACCCAAGAUUCAUACGACAUUUAAUGACUGCCAUUUUAGAAACUACGUUCGAAAAAGUUCAUAAUACUUGGAAACUAAACUUAGACACUCUUGCAAGUCUCGAGACGUUAAUUCACCGAUAUGUCGANGCGAAUGAAUUGCUUGAAUUACAGUGUCUUUACGCAAUUCAAAAUUACAUGACGAAAAUCGAGUUUCCACCAGGUACUCUUAUACCUAUUAUGAACCAGUUAUGGAUGGACAAUAUUAUAUCAAGUGACGCAUUUUUAACGUGGAAAUCGAAAACUCCCGAGGCAAAAGAAGACCUCGCUGGUCACAGCGUCUCGUUAGUUGCGCUUACAUCGUUUUUCACUGACCUUCAAGAACCCGACGAUAAUUCCAGCGUCGAAGAAUUAUCAACUAGUGCUAAGCAAGAGGAGUGUUGACGAUACUAUCAAUUACAUUAUUGUCUAUUAAAAAGACUUAACUACGCGUUUCCCCGUUGAAAGAAAAAUACAACGCUCGUAAUGUGAAAUAGCAGUUGUGUUUUUUUUUCUGUCGUAAAAAACAAUGGAGAACGCAGAACUCCUCGAAGUAUUGGAGCAAAAUGGACAUUUUUAUGACAAAUAAUGAACUGUGACCGAGAAAUGUGUAUAAAAUAUGAUCUAUAUACCUAAUCUUUUCACAAUUCUCCAACCAACGAGUAAGGGAAAAAAGUGAAAAUGUGAAAA
Molecule: messenger RNA, 8052 nt
Organism: Pseudomyrmex gracilis
Lineage: Eukaryota; Metazoa; Arthropoda; Insecta; Hymenoptera; Formicidae
Gene: Eif4g
Product: eukaryotic translation initiation factor 4 gamma 1-like
Exons: 23
Coding region: 1792-7767 (1991 amino acids)
Cellular component (GO): eukaryotic translation initiation factor 4F complex
Molecular function (GO): protein binding; mRNA binding; translation initiation factor activity
Source: RefSeq, a predicted model, not a curated record